Messenger RNA from Owenia fusiformis, 1362 nucleotides. The record is from the annotation of a GenBank genome assembly. Lineage: Eukaryota; Metazoa; Annelida; Polychaeta; Sabellida; Oweniidae.
UUUAAAAGUAGUAAUUGCUCCAGGAUCAACUAGUCCGGAUUUAAAAUGAUUAUUGUGAAAUAAUAAUCGCUAAUUAUAUAUUAAUUCCGAGCUGUUUUUGUUCAGUGGUACAUGCGAAACAAGUUCGAAUCUAUCAAGAUGAGAGUAGCGUACUUGCCAAUUAUUUUUCUUGUAUCUGCAAUGGGAGUUGUUAUUUCUCAAGGAAGAGAAUCGAUCUGCGCUGAUGUAGUCUUUGCUCUGGAGACAUCGUGUAGCAUCGACGACGAAACCAAAGCCCUUGCCAAAGUUUUCAUCUACGACUUUGUGACAACGUUUGAUUCUGUUAAACAACAAAAUGUGAGUAAUGUCGCCACCCAAUUCGGGUUGUUAGCGUACGAUGCCACAUCACGCAUUGUGUUUACAUUCAGUGACGCUCUAUCCAAACAGGAAAUUCUGCAAAAGAUUGACACUUUUAAGAUGGAAACAAUUAAAUGUAGAACAAAUACUCAUAACGCCAUUAACAUGGCAAGAGGUGAUUUCUUUGAGUCAGCAAUGAACGACGGACGCACUCCCGAUGUGCUCGUUAUUUUAACAGAUGGACGCACACAACCACAAAAGCAUAUUCAAAAAACUACGGACGCUGUCCAAAAAUUGCGGGAAACAGUACGAACUAUCGUUAUUGAGUUACCACACAGGAAGGGACUUGAAUCGUUACCAGAUACAAUUGAGCAAUUAAAUACACUGGCUGAUGCUGAAGAUCGCUUUAAACUUGAUAAAGACUCAUACAUAAAGGAACUUGCGAUUGAGGUGUUUGAUCAUUUGUUAGAAAAAAGCGAAUUUGUUUGCCCACCAGCUUACCCAGCGCAUCCAUGUCACGAGAAGUGCCAGUAUACACCUCCGCCCCCAAAAACAGUACAGCCGGGACUACGACGGUUUAGCCGAGUCAAUGCAAUGCUUGAUUGCACCUAUGAAGACAAUUGUGACAUCCAGUUCCUCAAAGAUUUUGCAGCUGAACUUGACCUACAACCUAAAUGCAAAAUGUAUUACCCUUUAAAGGCAGUUGCAGAGAAUCGUUUAUAUGUUAUAUAUGGAUGUGAAAGUGAAGGAUAUCUACAGAAAGCUUUGUUAACAAAGGAUUCGCGCUUCAAAUGUCAAGUACAACCAAUAAUGGACUAUCAUGACUUUGCAAUACUUACUCUUGGUCUCAAUGUGUCCCAAGAAAUGACAGAUGCUAUUAUGCCAAGAGCUUCACUAAAGUGUGAACAUCUGAUCGCUGUAUUUCGCGAGAUUGAAUACCCGCCAGGAAAGACCUUUGAGGAAAUCAUGACUGCCUGGAAGGAACAUGCGCGUGAUUUGUUCUUGUCUCAUGCUGGUUUCACCUGA